This is a messenger RNA of Aphanomyces invadans, 2360 nucleotides long. RefSeq lists its product as hypothetical. Gene Ontology annotation, biological process: regulation of monoatomic ion transmembrane transport; potassium ion import across plasma membrane. Gene Ontology annotation, cellular component: plasma membrane. The coding region runs from base 31 to 2304 and encodes 757 amino acids. Lineage: Eukaryota; Oomycota; Saprolegniomycetes; Saprolegniales; Verrucalvaceae. The transcript has 3 exons. Gene Ontology annotation, molecular function: inward rectifier potassium channel activity. The record is from RefSeq and is a predicted model, not a curated record.
GUCGGUUUUUAUCACCAAUUAUUCGACCACAUGCCAUCGGCGGCCACGUCGACGCCGCCGGCGACGCACUUUGACGCGGUCGGGUCGUGGAGAGACGAAUGGCACGGCGUGCGCGUCGAGGCGAUGCCGAGCGGUGGCAACAAGCACGUUCGGUUCUUCGACACCAUGACCGCGAACUCGAGCUUCCUCGACUCGCGGCACCACCUCGUGCACAACCCACGGUCGACGUUCAAGGACGUUGUGUACAUUUUGAUCAAUAUGUCGUGGGCAUGGUUCACAGCGUGCAUCUUGGGAUUCUCUGCCUUGAUCACGGUCGUGUUUGCGCUCGUGUUUCACUUUCUCUGCGUUGACACGGACGUGUUUGAAGACGCGUUCAACUUGAGUUACCAGUCGUACUCGACGAUCGGAUUUGGCAUCUUGUACCCGCGCAACGCGUGCGGGAAUCUUGCGCUGUCGAUGGAAGCAUUCGUGUCGAUGAUUCUUCUCUCGGCGAUCAGCGGUCUCGUCUUUGUGCGCUUCUCCAAGCCACGCGCGACCGUCGUAUUCGCAAGCAAGUGCGUUGUCCAGCCUUACAGCCACCACCUCGCGCUUGUCGUUCGCGUCGCCAACGCGACCCGGUGCCGCCAUCUGCACCAAGACUCGAUCCUCGAAGCGUCGUUCCGCGUCAACUUGUUGCGCAUCGAGGAGCGGUCCGGGACUGACUCGACGCUGGUGCUGCGACGGUAUGACCUCCCCACGCUUCAAGCGGAUUUCCUCGCGAUUCGCCGUGACAUCCAGCUUGUCCAUGUGAUCGAUGAGCGCAGCCCUCUCCGACGCCUCACGGAAACGACGCUGGCCGCAUCGGACUUUGCCAUUCAAGUCGAUCUCGUCGGCGUCGAUUCGACCACGCAAAACACCGUGCAGUGCCAGAUGCUGUACUCUGCGCUGCAGGUCGAGUGGGGAGCCAAGUUCCAGGACAUGUGCAAGGUCGAGGGGGUGCCUGGCAACGAGCAGUGGGUGAUGGACUUUGACCAGCUCAGCACGACCGUCCCAGCGCACGUGACCACUCCGCGGCGGCCAUCGGCUGCCCUGGACACUGGAGCGUCCCCGUACACGACAGGGUCGCCGAUGCUACCCGUCCUCCCGCCGCGGCAGUUGACGUACGCAAAGUCUUGCCAGUUCUCCAUCAAGGACGAAUUUAUGCAAACCACGGGGGGGGAUCUCGUGGACCAGGCGGCGACCAUGGGUACCCAGUACGCCGGGUCGCCAGGCACCCACCACGUUGUCGACAUGCCCCCGUGCGAGCCGCCCUCGACCGUUCGACCCAGUCGCACGUCUCGCCGGACGCCGGACGAGCUCACCGAGAGCCUCCUGUUCCAUGAGAUGCCGACAGUUGUCCAUAGCCCGAAUCGCCGCGCGUCGGUCGUGUCGUCGGCAGCAAAUGUGGAGAACGCGCCGCAUUUCGAUCGCAUCUUGCCCCGCCACGUCCCGCUUCCGUUUUCGUUUCACACGGUUUACACGGAAGCACUCAAGACGAGCUGGCCGUGGAUCAUCGGGUACAGCUUCGUCGCGUUUAUCGCGCUCAACGUGUUGUUUGCGUUCGUGUAUUACUUGGACAUGGACGGCGUCUCCGUGUACGACGAUAUCCGCAACAACAACACCGACUUUGGCGUGUGCUUUUACUAUAGCGUGCACACGCUGUCGACGGUCGGGUAUGGCGCGAUCGGGCCAAAGUCGUCGUCGACGUACCAGAACUUUUGGAUCAUGGUCGAGUCGACGCUUGGCAUUGUCGUGAUCACCAUCUUCACGGGCAUCUCGUGGUCCAAGUUUUCUCGGCCGCGGGCGCACAUUGAGUUUUCAAACAAGGCUGUUGUGACGCACGUUCGAGAUGGCACGCGCGUGCUCCUGGUGCGGGCACUCAACCUGCGGACCCAUGGCAACAUCUCGGGCAAUGCGUUUCGGGUUGGCGUGACCGAAGUGAACAAGCACACCAACUUGCGCCAAGUCCACGACGUCGACCUCGUCAAUAUGACGUACCCGUCGAUGAACGUCCCCGCUACGCUUGUCCAUGUCAUCACGAGCGCGUCGCCGUUUGCCAAGUUCAAAUCGAUCGACGACUUUCUCGAGUGCAACGUCCAGAUGCUGUGUCUCUACUCGGGCAUCGACCACACGUUCUCCACCAACGUGUACGCGCGCAAGAUGUACACGUCCGAGGACUUUGUCGUGGGCGACCAUUUCGCCGACUGCGCCGAGUUUUCGCCGGAAGGCGGCAUGGCCGUCGAUUUCGACCGGUUCCACGUCCACGAGCGUUCGUUGGGGGUGUAAGGGACGCCCUUGAUGCAUGUACCAUACCAAUAAAUAGUUUGCCAUCUUGACAGGUC